GCCGCACGGUGCCCGCGGUGCGCGCAGAAGCCGCGCAACGACCGCGCGAUGCGCGACUACGAUGCGGCCACCGCCUUCCUGGGCGAGUGGGGCCGCUUCCAGCGCCUCGUCUUCUUCCUGCUCAGCGCCAGCAUCAUCCCCAACGGCUUCAACGGGAUGUCGGCCGUGUUCCUGGCCGGCACCCCCGAGCACCGGUGCGCGCUGCCCCGCGGCGCCAACCUGAGCGGCGAGUGGCGGGCGGCCAGCAUCCCGCUGGAGCCGCGGGGCGGGCGGGCGGCCCCGAGCCGCUGCCGCCGCUACCGCCCGGCCGCGAUCGCCAACCUGUCGGCGCUGGGGCUGCGGCCGGGCGACGUGGAGCUGGGGGCGCUGGAGCAGGAGCCGUGCCUGGACGGCUGGGAGUACAGCCGCGAGGUCUAUCGCUCCACCAUCGUCACCGAGUGGAAUCUGGUGUGCGAGGAUGACUGGAAAGCCCCGUUGACCACCUCCCUCUUCUUUGUGGGGGUCCUCAUCGGCUCCUUCAUCUCGGGGCAGCUCUCGGACAGGUUUGGCAGGAAGAAUAUCCUUUUUUUGACGAUGGCCGUGCAGACUGGCUUCAGCUUCCUGCAGAUCUUCUCUACCAGCUGGGAGAUGUUCACAGUGCUCUUUCUCAUAGUGGGGAUGGGACAGAUCUCUAACUACGUGGUGGCCUUCAUACUGGGAACAGAGAUUCUUGGCAAAUCAGUUCGUAUUAUAUUCUCUACGUUAGGAGUUUGCGUAUUUUUUGCAAUUGGCUACAUGUUGCUGCCCCUGUUUGCUUACUUCAUCAGAGACUGGCGGAUGCUGCUGCUGGCGCUCACUGUCCCGGGGCUGUUCUGCAUCCCGCUCUGGUGGAUCAUUCCUGAAUCCCCUCGGUGGCUGAUCUCUCAGGGAAGAUAUAAGGAGGCAGAAGCUAUUAUCCAAAAGGCUGCAAAAAUAAAUGGCAUUCCAGCCCCUGCCGUGCUUUUUGACAUUGCACAGAUGCAGGAUUCGAAGCCUGAGCAGCAGCAGAAGGCUAUCCUUCUGGACCUGUUUCGAACCCGAAACAUUGCAACUAUUACUAUUAUGUCAUUACUUUUGUGGUUUUUCACGUCGGUUGGUUACUUUGGCCUCUCCCUCAGCACUCCGAACUGGCAUGGAAAUGCCUACAUAAACUGCUUCCUCUCGGCUGUUAUUGAAAUUCCAGCUUACGUGAUUGCCUGGCUUCUCCUCCGCUCCUUCCCUCGGCGUUACUCCUUAUCCGGCAUCUUGUUUUUAGGGGGAGGUGUUGUCCUCUUCAUUCAGCUGGUUCCUGCAGAUUACAACAUCCUGUCUAUCGGCCUGGUGAUGCUUGGAAAAUUUGGCAUCACAGCUGCCUUUUCCAUGCUCUAUGUCUACAACGUGGAGCUAUACCCAACGCUAGUGCGGAACAUGGCAGUCGGAGCUACGUCCAUGGCAUCCAGGCUGGGCAGCAUCCUUGCCCCUUACUUUGUUUACCUGGGUGCCUACGACCGGUUCCUACCAUACAUCCUGAUGGGAAGCCUGACUGUGCUGAUCGGCAUCCUGACCCUGUUUCUCCCGGAGAGCUACGGCAAUCCCCUGCCCGAGAGCUUUGAGCAGAUGCUGCAGGUGAAAUGUUUCAGAAAUGGACAUCAAAGCAGUGGUGCUAGGAAUUCAAAGAAGAGCCCUACCAUUCUGGUAACACCCUUAUGAAGAAGGACGCACGCUCUCAGAGGGGCUGAAAGGACAAGACCUUCUCAAAAUGCAUUUUCUGCCAGAGGAAAACAAACCAACCCCAACAGUCAGUGCUACUGCACCGUAAUUAUUAUCCCCCAUGCACCUGUACCCAAAUACAUAGUUUACUGAACAGAUGCUCUCCACUCCCAUAGGACCCAGUCUGUAAUUCAGUGUCCUGAUACCUGGGAUUUGGCAGAAGAUACAGUCUCUGUUGAGAAAUGGGGGCCUGCAUGUGAUUGAUUUGAGGAAACGGCUAGAAAUGAGCCUUAGGAAUAAUACAGCAAUGACUGCACUCAGUCAGGAUCUCAACAGAAGCUGCUGAAAGAAAAACCAAAAAGACAGCCAAUGUAAUGCUGGUGUUUUCUCAUUGUGUGUUGCCUGGAUGGAGGGGAGCUGAGUGUCCUUCUUUGCAAACCUCAGCACACGCCUCUAAAGGAAAGAUCUCCUCUUUUCCAGCCUAGGGAUUCUGUGAUUCCUGUGAAAUCUGUGGGAUCAGAAUUUAGUUGUAGCAAAGCAGACGUAGAUUCCUUGUAAGAACGUGGUUUUUAAACAAGACAUCAGAGUAUCAUUUGAUGUCGCUUGCUCUUCCCGGGACCUGGGGUCCACUUCUUACCCACCUGUCCCUGUAAAGGCUGAUGCUUUCUCACACGCCUGAGCCCACUGACAUCCACAGGCUUCGUAAAUGUUUCGUGUCUUUGGGGAUGGGGGAAUUCUUUAACGCUGAAUAAGGACUAUAGUUUGCUGACCUGAUGGGCACUGCCCACUUUCAGAGGAAACAUACGCUUUGGGAAGUCACUGACCCCC
This is a messenger RNA of Cuculus canorus (common cuckoo), 2535 nucleotides long. RefSeq names its product solute carrier family 22 member 4. Gene Ontology annotation, molecular function: ATP binding; transmembrane transporter activity. Gene Ontology annotation, biological process: transmembrane transport; carnitine transport. The coding region runs from base 49 to 1707 and encodes 552 amino acids. Lineage: Eukaryota; Metazoa; Chordata; Aves; Cuculiformes; Cuculidae. The transcript is spliced from 10 exons. The record is from RefSeq and is a predicted model, not a curated record. Gene Ontology annotation, cellular component: membrane.